Prorocentrum cordatum is the source of this 618-nucleotide messenger RNA. Lineage: Eukaryota; Dinophyceae; Prorocentrales; Prorocentraceae. The record is from the annotation of a GenBank genome assembly.
GUUCUCAUCGCCCUGGCCCCUGCUGGCGCUGCGCUGCAGGUCCAGGACGUCGGCGUGCAGCACAACCUCACUGUCUGCAACGCCUACGCGGAGAGCAAGCCCCUCAGCGUCUACACCGUCAACCAGAAGGCGAAGCUCACGGAGGAGCCCCUGCAGUACAAGGCCUGCAAGGAGAUCGUCCUCGAACUGGCGGACAACGAGCGCAUCGAUUUCAAGCUGGGAGGCCUGAGCGUCGGCACGUUCCACGUCGGCAACCUCCCCUUCGCCCCCACGUCGCUGCUGCUGGUCCCGUACCGCAAGGGCAACAGCACGAUGGCGGCGACCUUCUAUUCCCACGCGUUCUCGGUCGCGCAGGAGAACGCGCAGGUGGCGGUCGUGGACACCUUCGACGGCACCGCCACGGGCGUCCUGAAGAUCGCGCAGGGCAAGGGCCGCGCGAAGGAGUCCGCGCAGCUGAAGCCGGGCACGGCCGUGAGCCUCACCCCGGGGGCCUACCAGAUCAGCAUGGACGAUGCGAACAGCAAGACCAUGAAGACGGUCUCGCUCUCGGCCACCGAUGGCGGCAAGCACGUCGUCAUGCGCGUGGGCGGCAGCGAUGACGUGGUGGCGGCGAUGUAG